Messenger RNA from Mytilus californianus (California mussel), 1731 nucleotides. RefSeq lists its product as uncharacterized. NCBI's taxonomy places the organism in Eukaryota, Metazoa, Mollusca, Bivalvia, Mytilida, Mytilidae. The transcript has 2 exons. The coding region runs from base 1 to 1731 and encodes 576 amino acids. The record is from RefSeq and is a predicted model, not a curated record.
AUGGAUGAAUUCAAAGAAAAAAAUAUGUGUUUACAGUUUUACAAUUAUCUUUGCGAAAAAAUUGGCACAGAAGAGUUAUUUCGACUUCGCCAGAAAUAUUAUCUGCUCUUUGAUUUUUUACUAAUAGGCAGACAUGAAAUUGUUUUAAAUAGUGGCAGUAAAUCAGAGGGAUUAGAACUCGAAGGAAGUGACAUAGAUGUAAUGUUUCUGAGUCGGGAUAUCACAGUUUUUGAAAACGAGGCUCAUUGCAGAAAGAAAAGGCCCAACGUUUUUAUAAUGAACACACAAGACAUCAAACCAGGAUUUACUAUUCUAAAAUUGAGCAAAUCGUCAUUCAUACCUAAUGGUAGUAAUACAUUUCGUUAUUCGGAUAUAUGGGAGAAAGACAUUGUAUUGUCGAACGUGAAAGUAAAGCAAUUUUUAAAAUCAGAAAAUAAAGCAUUUGAUUUUGUACAUGGACCAUGUAUUACUAAUAAGGACUACACACGUGAUUAUGUAUUUUGCUUUAGAUGUCCAACUUGGAUUGGACAAGCUCGAAAAUUAAGAGGAAAAAGCCGGUUAUGGCCAUGUCCUAGCGUUGUUGACAAUAUAGAAAGGUGUGGGACAUUGUUUGUUCCUAUUGGUAGCAAAACAUCUGUAACGGAAGAGUUUGAAUGGCGGAUUUCCUUUUCUGUUGCUGAAAAGCUGCUUAUAUAUUCUUUCAGUCACACGCAAAUGCUCUGUUAUGCGUUGUUAAAAAUCAUGUUAAAAGAAAUAAUUGAAACAUAUACUAAUUCAAAGGGAAUAUUAUGUUCCUAUUUCUUAAAAACUGUUGUCUUUUGGGUUUCAGAAGAAUACAGUGGUGACAAAUGGCAACCUCAUAUGAUUAUCCCAUGUUUUAUGGCGUGCCUAGCGAGACUUGUAUAUUGUGUCGAUCAUUCUUAUCUUCCUCAUUAUUUUAUACCAGAAAUAAAUUUAUUAGACGAUAAAUUAUUUUCCAAUAAAGCAACUGAGCUCAGGCACUUGUUAAACGAGUUUUAUGGAAUAGGGCCACAGUUUUUUACGUAUUCAAAAACACUUUCUAACCGUGUAGAGCGUCAUCUUUCUUCGUUUAAUAUUAUAAACAACUUUAAUACGUUAUACCAUCUUAAUAAAAAGUAUGGUAUUGAAAUGAGAAGCAUAUGUUAUUGUGAACGCUGUUCUAAUAAUACGUUCAGUAAGAUUUUAAAACUCUCAACCAAAAGGCAUAAUCCAUUGAAUUUAAAUGUUUAUAUUUUUCGAAUAUGUCAGAUAGCUGGAAAUUCGAACGAAAUUACAGGAAUAGAUUUAUCCUUGAACAAGGUAUUUUACAAAAUCCACAAACAACGUUUCCCAUGUAUAAUACUUGGUUUGAAUACAGAUGCUGCCUCUGGAUGGCUAUAUCUUGCCACGUACCUAUUCACUCUCCAGCACUUCUCUGUAUCUCUGAGCAUUGUCGAUUAUGCCUUAUCUAAGUGUACUCCCGACAAACUGUACUGCUUUAAUGAUCAUCUACAUUAUGAACAACUAGAUUACACAGGGCAGCAAUCGUUGAAAUAUGGAUGUCUUGAUAUUAGUUCUAUUUAUAGAAGACACAACGAUAGAGCCAUCCUACAAACAAUCCCAACAACACCACAUCCAAGCAUUCACCAACCAACACCCACUAAUAACAUCAAAACACCCUUCACAUGGCAUGCACGACUUGUGGAAAUUUUCGAAGAUCGUACAUUCUAG